Messenger RNA from Dermatophagoides pteronyssinus (European house dust mite), 4012 nucleotides. It is a transcript of the gene Cand1, whose product is annotated as Cullin-associated and neddylation-dissociated 1. NCBI's taxonomy places the organism in Eukaryota, Metazoa, Arthropoda, Arachnida, Sarcoptiformes, Pyroglyphidae. Gene Ontology annotation, biological process: SCF complex assembly. The record is from RefSeq and is a predicted model, not a curated record.
GAAGAUAUAUGCCGCUCAUUAGGAUCUGCUGAUUCAUUAAUUGGAAUUCAUAAUCAUCACACAUAACAAAGAAUUCCGGAAAAUUCAAAGUUGUCAUCGUCUUUGAUUAAUUUUAUGUCAAUCAAAUCUAAAAUGGCCACUACCAACAAUUCAUAUCAGAUAUCGGCUCUUAUCCAGAAGAUGUCUUCAUCGGAUAAGGAUUUCCGUUUUAUGGCCACCAAUGAUCUUCUUAAUGAAUUGCAAAAUGAUUCAAUAAAAUUAGAUGAUGAUGCGGAAAGAAAAAUUGUUAAAAUUUUAUUGGUUCGGUUGAAAGAUAAUAAUGCCGAAGUGCAGAAUUUAGCUGUCAAAUGCCUAGGACCAUUGAUCAAUAAAAUCAAAGAGCAAUUAGCGGAAAGUGUUGUAGAUACAUUAUGUGAAAAUAUUUUAUCUUCGGACGAAGUUCUUAAAGAAACUUCGAGUAUAGGACUGAAAACUGUCAUUUCGGAAAUAUCAAUUGAUUCGAAAAGUUUAGUAUCAACCAUUUGUAUUCGUAUAACAAGUAAAUUGAUUAUCGCGUUGAACAGUUUGAACAACAAUUAUUCCGUACAAAUUGAUGUUCUCGAUAUUUUCUGCGAUUUAAUUAUGCGAUUCGGUCAUGUUCUCAGUAUGUCAUAUCCAGCAUUGAAAGACUCAUUGCUUCCACUUCUCAAUAAUGGUCGUAAUUCAAUCAGUAAGCGAACGAUAAAUUGUUUGGCUGGCAUGUCAAUCAGCUGUAAUGAUCAAAUUUACAAUGAAAUCAUUAAAUAUCUUCUAACCGAAUUGGAACAAUGCGAUAAUGUACGAGCAAAAAUCUAUAUAAAUUGUUUGACAGCCAUUUGUAAACAUUCUGGUACCCGGAUAAGUCCAUAUAUUGAUGCGAUUGUGGCAUUGAAUGAAAAAUUCCUACAAAGACAAGAAGAUGAACUGAUUGAAGCUUGUUUACUAAUUUUUGAAAUUUUUGUACGUCGUUGUCCUCAAGAAAUUAAUCCACAUCUGCAAAAAAUAAUAAAUGUUUGUGUAAAAUAUAUUGCUUAUGAUCCGAACUAUAAUUACGAUGAUAAUGAUGAUGAAGAUAUGGAAAUGGAUAAUGAUGUCGAUGAAUAUAAUGGUGAAGAUGAUUAUGAAGAAUAUAGUGACGAAGAUGAUAUGAGUUGGAAGGUUAGACGAGCAUCUGCCAAAACAUUGGAAACAAUCAUCCUAAAUCGAUUAGAUUUAUUGGAAGAAUUCUAUCAACUGAUUUCACCGACAAUAAUCAUACAAUUUCGUGAGCGCGAAGAAAAUGUAAAAGUUGAUAUUUUCAAUACUUACAUCGCCCUAUUGCGGCAAACCCGUGCUCUAGUUACGAAUUCAGAGAAUAAUGAAAAAUUCAAACAAAUCCUAAGGGAUCAGGUACCGAAAAUUGUCCGUUCCUUAGAUCGACAGCUAAAAGAGAAAAGCAUCAAAACCCGUCAAUGUUGUUUUGCAUUGCUCAGUGAAUUGGUUCAAAUUUUACCAAAUGCAUUGGCUGACCCAAUCAAUGAAGCGGAUGAAAAGAAAAAUUAUCUAAACAAUAUAAUACCUGGUAUUCUUUAUUCAUUAAAUAGCAAUAAUUCAUCAUCCAGUAUGAAAAUUGAAGCGUUAUCAUUUUUAAACAUCUUGUUCAAAAAUCAUGAUGCACAAGUAUUUCAAAAUUAUUUCAACGCAUUAAUCACUGAAAUCCGGAAAGCUGUUAGCGAUGAUUUCUAUAAGAUAUCUGGUGAAGCGUUGAUUGUUCUCACUGAAUUGGUUCAGAUAAUUCGUCCCUCUCUAUCAAUCGAUUCGAAUGGUAUAGAUUCAAAUUCCGGAGCUUUUGGUUAUCUUGAUACAUUAUAUUCGAUGACAUACGAUAAGCUUAAAGUCUCUGAUGUUGACCUUGAAGUUAAAGAAAGCGCCAUUAAUUGUAUGGCACAGAUUAUCUGUACAUUUGGCGAUCAUAUGAAUGACGAAUAUCUCUUCCGAACUUUUGCCCUAUUUCUCGAACGGCUUAAAAAUGAAACUACCAGGUUGACUUGCGUCAGAGCAUUAAUAAAAAUCACCAGUACAAGUUUCACCAAGCCACUAAAAUUGAACCCAAUUUUUCCGGAGGCUUUUUCAAUAUUGGCGCAGUUUCUAAAACAAAAUAAACGUUCGAUUAAGAUACAUACGUUGAUUUUAUUGGAAAAAGUUUUCAAAAAUUACAAUGAAUAUUGCUCGAAAGAUAUCAAUGAAGAAAUAGUCAAACAGAUGGUACCAUUGAUUUCAGAAUCUGAUCUAUAUAUUUCUCAAUUGGCAUUGGCCGCAUUGACAGCAAUGAUCAUGUCUCAUAAGGCAUUCCAUGAUAUUAUACCGCAGAGAAUUCUACCUGAAGCAUUGGUUCUUAUUCGAUCACCAUUGAUGCAAGGUUCCACUUUAAUGGCAAUGUUGGAUUUUUUCCGUGCUAUUGUUAAAAGUUCUUUUCCUGGUUUGGAUUAUAAUGAAUUGAUUGCUCGUUUAACUCAGCCUAUUAUGCAGCCAAACCAGCAACUACAUAAACAAGCAUAUUAUUCCAUUUCUAAAUGUAUAGCUGCAAUUUCAUUGCUUAAUGAUAAAUAUGCUGCAUCAAUCGUUUCAAACCUUAUUGAACAGAUUCGUAAUCCAUCGUUAGUUACCGGAAAUAGUGGUGCUGGCGCUCAAAACGAGUCUGUGCAGUUAUAUUCUCUUUUGACAAUUGCUGAGAUUGGAAAAUCAUUGGAUCUAGAACAGCUACAACAACCGUUGCAAGAAGCAUUGAUUCAAUCAUUUAAUUCCUCUCAUGAAGAGGUAAAAUCUGCUGCUUCAAUCUGUCUGGGUAGUGUUUCAAUGGGUAACCUUGAGCGUAAUUUAUCAUUUAUCCUUGCUGAAAUCUCGAACAAUUCAAAACGUCAAUAUCUCUUCCUAAAUGCUUUGAAAGAAAUUGUUAGCUGCUUAUCCGUCGAUCACCAAAAAAUAUGUCAUUUGGAACCACAUUUUGAAUCCAUUGUUCAAUUAUUGAUCAAAUACGCCCAAUGUGAUGAAGAAGGUGCACGUUAUGUUGUCGCCGAAUGUCUAGGUAAAUUAACUCUUUUGAAACCGGCGAAUCUGUUGCCUGUUUUAUUAGAAAAUCUUCGCAAUGGCUCAACGAAUAUACGUGAAACAAUCAUUACAUCGAUUCGAUUUGCUAUCGCUGAUUGUAGUCCACAAGCAGAAUAUUUCACCAUGCUAAAAAAGCUGAUAGGCGCCUACAUCGAAACACUAAAUGAUAAUGACAUCAAUGUACGCCGAGUAGCAUUUAUAACGUUGAAUUCGAUUCUACAUAACAAAGCAUCAUUAAUACGUGAUUUUCUUGGACAAGUAUUCCCUAUGUUAUAUCGGGAAACUCAUCCCAAGCCGGAAUACGUACGAGAAGUUGAAAUGGGUCCAUUCAAACAUACGGUCGAUGAUGGAUUGGAUCUUCGUAAAGCCGUAUUCGAAUGCAUGUAUACAUUACUGGAUUCCUGUUUGGAUAAGGUGGAAAUUUUCGAAUAUCUUAACAAUGUCGAACUCGGCUUAAAAGAUACGUAUGACAUUAAAAUGUUAACGUAUCUAAUUUUGAUACGAUUAUCCGAUCUAUGUCCAUCGGCUAUCCUUCAACGAUUGGAAAAUAUUGUCGGUUUAUUGAAAGAAACUUGUUUUGCCAAAUUAAAAUCGAAUGCAGUUAAACAAGAAUUCGAAAAACAGGAUGAACUUCGAAGAUCAGCUAUACGAGCAUUUGUCGCCAUUUAUCGUAUUCGUGAUGCUGAUAAAGACGCUUCUGCAAAUGAAUUAAUGAAUGCCAUCAAAACGAUGCCCGAAUUACAAAAUUUAUAUGAAUCAGUGAUGGAAAGUAACAAAAUCAUCAAUGAAUUAUUACCAUCUAUGGAAGUUGAUUUUAAUUGAUUCGAUCUUUUUGCUUGGUUAUUUACGCCUACUCAACAAGAAUUUGGAAAAAGAACAAACAAUGGAUUGAAAAUUCAUUCAAAUU